Anastrepha ludens (Mexican fruit fly) is the source of this 9494-nucleotide messenger RNA. RefSeq names its product two pore potassium channel protein sup-9 (gene Task6). Gene Ontology annotation, cellular component: membrane. Gene Ontology annotation, molecular function: potassium ion leak channel activity. Gene Ontology annotation, biological process: potassium ion transmembrane transport; stabilization of membrane potential. The coding region runs from base 643 to 1794 and encodes 383 amino acids. Lineage: Eukaryota; Metazoa; Arthropoda; Insecta; Diptera; Tephritidae. The transcript is spliced from 6 exons. The record is from RefSeq and is a predicted model, not a curated record.
UCAAAAUUUUCUCGAAUAAUUCAACCCAACACCAAAAUAAGAAAAUACUUUCUUUUGUUUUAGAAAAAAAAAAAAUAAUACAAAAAUAAAAUUAAUAAAGGUUUACAAGUGAGAUGCUAAGACAAACGUGCGGAUGGACAGAUUGACGGAUGGGCAUGGCUACAGUGAGAUUUAUUUGGUCAUUUCGGUAUAUUUGUUGGAUUAAAAAACAGCAAAGUGCUCAUUUGAAACAUUUUAAGAAACAAAUAAAUGCAAAAUAAUCAUCGCGUUACUAUCAUUGAAACGGAUAUCACUCAAAAUACCUAAAAUAUGCAUUCAAGACUUUGUGUGAAAAGUUCAAUGUCGAUGUGUCGAACAAUAUCUGUGCCGAUAAUUAACUCGGAUUCACUGCUCGAGAAUCAGACUGUUGCAAACAGUUUCGUAUGAAUUAUAUAAAAUGAUAAAAACCUAUUCAGUAUGGACUAAGGUGAACACUUACCUAUACUUACAAAUCGAUAUUUACUAAGGCCGUUGAAUCCUGUUGGCUUUGAGCGCCUUGACGUCGAUUCGCAAUGCAUUUUCAGUAUUCCAUUAUAAGCUAUAAGAAUUCAUUACAAUCGCAAUGAUAAAGAAAUUAAAAACAAAACUCCGCCUAAAUGAAGAAUGAAGAAACAAAAUGUCCGCACGAUAUCUUUGAUCGUGUGCACAUUUACAUAUUUACUAGUUGGUGCUGCAGUAUUUGACUCACUCGAAUCGGAAACGGAAAAGCGGCGCUGGGAAGCACUGCAAGCUGUCGAAGAUAUGAUAAUACGAAAAUACAAUAUUACCCAAGAGGAUUUCAAAGUGAUGGAGACUGUUGUGCUCAAAUCAGAACCACAUAAGGCUGGCCAACAAUGGAAGUUUACUGGUGCGUUUUAUUAUGCCACAACAGUGUUGACCACCAUCGGUUACGGCCACUCAACGCCAAGCACAAUCGGUGGCAAACUCUUCACAAUGUGCUAUGCGAUUGUGGGAAUACCACUGGGUCUUGUGAUGUUCCAAAGUAUUGGAGAAAGAGUGAAUAGACUGAGCAGCUAUGUUAUACAAGCAGUGAAGAAGUCACUACGUUGUAAACGAACUGCAGCUUCUGAAGUAGAUUUAAUAUGCGUUGUGACAACGCUGAGCUCUCUAACGAUAGCUGGUGGUGCUGCAGCCUUUUCACGCUACGAAGGUUGGAGCUAUUUCGAUUCAGUAUAUUACUGUUUUAUUACUUUAACUACAAUAGGUUUUGGAGAUAUGGUUGCUUUACAAAAGGAUAAUGCACUUAAUAACAAACCGCAAUACGUAAUGUUCGCACUGAUAUUCAUAUUGUUCGGUUUAGCAAUUGUUGCCGCCUCGCUGAAUUUGCUAGUGUUGCGGUUUGUUACAAUGAAUACGGAGGACGAGCGAAGGGACGAAGCUCAAGCCAUGCAGGCUCUACAAGUUGCCGUUAAAUUGGAGGGCGACGUCAUUACAGCCAAUGGAUCCAUCUUAAGUGGAUACGAGGGCCAUGAGGUUCAGUCAAAUAGUAGUUUAUCAACUACAUCCAUGUGUUCAUGUAGCUGUGCACGUUUUAGUGCAAAUCGUCAUAAAAAGCAACAAUUUAAAGCGCGUCGUUCGCCCUCGCACAUACGUCAUUUAUUGCCGGAAGUUGUACCGAUGCAGGAUCUAAGUUACGACACACACAGCCUGAAUACGGACGGACUCGAUAUCGUGGAUACAUCCUCAGGCUCGCCUUCGAAACCGCACAGACAAUUACUCAAACGCAAUGUCUCACUACUCUCUUUUCGUAUUUAAAAUACAAUUGCUAUUAAUUCAAGUUAUUUAAGUAUCAAAAGUCUUAUGUAGUUAUAUAUACAUAUAUAUAGGUAUGCUUAAAUACAAUAAUUUAUAAUUCGCUGGUAAAUAAAGCUUUUCAAAUCGUAUUAUUGUAUACUAAGUCCAUGUGUGUGUGCACAGAUGCAUACAUGCGUAUGUAUGUAUGUGUGUGGUGUACAUACACAUUUAUGAAUGGUCGUUGAGGCGACCUUAAUUUAUUGUAGAAUUUACUAUUAUAAAAUAUGGUAGUCUCUUGAUUUUUUCUUGUUUGCAAAUAUGUAUGUAUGUAAAUAGAUUCGAAAAAUUAUAUGAAAUAAUUUAUUACUUAGUAGGUAGAUAGGUAUUAAAGCUUAGCGAACGCCUAUCCAUUUAUAGAAUAUCUUCGCGUAAUAUACAAAUAGUAUUUGAGCUUGUUACAGUCGUUUAAUUCAAAUCCCUUUUAUUUAUCUCCUAGGUCCAAACCAAAAAUCGGUUUUUACGCUUUUCCAUACCAGCCACGAUCCAUAUAUACGAGGCUCGUUUGAAGCAUCCGUGCAAAAAUAAUAACUACUUAAUUGUUUGCGGCUGCCAUAGCAGAAUGGCUUGGUGCGUGACUAUCAUUCGGGAGUUCGUAGGGUCGAAACUCCGUGCAUGAAACAGCAAAAUGAAAAAUAAUUUUUUAAUAGCGUUUGCCCUUCGGCAGGCAAUGGUAAACUUCCGAGCGUGUUUCUGCCACGAAAAAGCUUCUCAUAAAAAACCAUUUGAUGUUCGGAGUUGCCUUAAAACUUUCAUUUCAUUUGUGGAACAAUAUAAAGUCUCACGCCACAAAUAGGAGGAGGAGCUCGGCCAAACGUCUAAUAGAAGUGUAUGAGCCAAUUAUUUAUUUAUUUUAAACAUUUUUUUAAUUUUUGGGCAUGCGCUCCUUUAAAGUUUAUACACUUCUUUUAAUGUUGUUUUAGUUUCUCGAUCCCUUCCGAAUAAUAGGAUUUGUCCAAGUCUGAAAAAUAGCCAUUCGUUUCUGCAAUCACUUACACGAUGGAAUAAAAUCUUGUUUCCGCCAGCCAUUUCUUCAAAUUGGGGAACAAAUAAUAGUUCGAGGGGGUCAAGUUAGGAAAAUAAGGGGAUGGUGUGUGCUGGCAAGAUGAAAAAGGGAAAUCACGACUUCCUCGAUUCAAACGGAGCUAAACACAAAGAAAUAUACCGAUCUGACUCAAACUUGAUGUGUUCUUCCAAGAGAUGCUACUAACGAAACGUAAUCUCGAUGCCAGUAGUGCCAUCUCUCUCACUUUGCGCUGACUUUUCAAACGAACCAGAAUGUUAACAAAACAGAUCACUUUGAUCACACCUCGUACUUCAUUGCUUUUUAGUAUUGCAUAUAUAUAAGUGAUUUAUUUUCAUUUAUAAAAAAUCACAAAAUGUAAAUUUUUUUUCAGUUGAGCUACCUCGUAUUAAAUAAAAACAAAAAUAAAGCGAAUAAAAUACAAAAUAAUGAGCUUAGGCGUCACAUGAUUUCGUUUUGUUCAGAAUAAUUUGUUCCAUUUCAUCAUCGCUGUCAGGUGAAGAACAUUCCAUUAGCCAUUGUAUUGUUGUGGCGAUCACAGCUUUCUUCAUAUUUUCCUUGCUUUCGUCUAUCCAUGGAUAUCUUACGAUUGUCAACUUAGUUAAUAGCAUCGAAGUACAAGUGUAGUACUCCAAAGAUACCUUCAAUGCUUUCGAUUUGUAUUUCGGAAACUGCAGUAACGGUGACUGGCGGCUGUGGUUCAUUGGCCGAUUUCAAUUUAAUAUUUUAAAUAAACUUAAUAAAGUUUAUCUAAAAUAUAUUUACUUAUAUUCUCCAUUUUAAUCACCAUUUUUAUUUACAUUUAGAGCUUUGACUCAAUUCGCAAAAUUGAAUUCGUGUUUAUUUUUACUUUGCCAUCAGCUGUUUUUUUCACUUGCAAAUUCGUACAAGUAAAAAUUUAUCCAAUAAAAACUUGCAACUUACCCUCAAAAUGAAAUGCCAUUUUGCUCACUCACUUUCCCCUACAUUGCAAGUUUUUAGGAUACAUGAACAGCAAAACUCGAUAGUUUGUAACAAUUGUUACACAUUAUUUGUUUCAUGACAAAAUUGAAGUCAUGAUCAAUCAGCUGAUUAUAGAAUUUGUGCGAGAUACAGAUCUGCAUUUUACAUGUUGCGCAUUUUAUGAAAUCUUAUAUACCAGAUAUAUAGUACAUUUAACUAAAACAUCGCAUAAAUCGGUUUAGUGUUAAAAUAUCGUCAGAUAAAUUAAGACUGGUCCAAAUUGAUCUAAGUGAAAAUUUUUCAAACCUGUUGAGUAACAAAAGCACCGUGAAAGUCUUGGCCGCAUUAUAACAUAAAUUAUAAUCAUAUAACACAAAUGUAACUGAUAGGCUGAUUUCAUGUUAAUUAUACUCAUAAGGUUGCUUCGGAUAUAAAUUUGUAGAAGAGCAUAAAUGAAAGAAGCGCAUUAUAUUAUAUAAUUACUACAAAAGCACUCGAUAAAAGCAAUUGAAAAACCAAUAAAUGGACUUGCAAUUAAGCGGAUUUUACUGAAUUUCCGCUGGUAGUAGAUGAUAAGAGAUUAAAACUUUUCCACUUCAUCACCUAGUUAAUGGAAAUUAUUCUUACAUUUAUACAAUUAUUGGUCAUCUUUUUUUAAAUCAAAGUUUUAAUAAUAUGGUGUUAACACGUAGUAUAUAAGUAUGAAUGAAUGAGUUUUCUCAAGGCUUGGUUUGUUCUUUUAUCAAUCAGCCUUUACAUUUUGUUCCUUAUCUUUUGUAUCGUUACGCAUUUAAGGAAAACGUAAUUGGUUAAGUAUACAAAUGUAUCUAAUUGCAAAUCACAUUCUUCUCAUCAACCAUUAACAAGUUUAACUAACAUCUACACUUCCACGUACAUAUAUUGUACAUAUGUAUAUGUAUACAUAGCAUAUCUACGCCAGUCACGAUGUAUUUGUAGCGAAUGUGAAAGAAUUAGCUGAUUUGCUGACGUUACGGGGGUUGUGCCAGCGAUUUGGCUACAGCAGAAGUCGACACACACUGAGAUUGUGUUGACGAUAUACGAAAAAAGUCAACGCAGUCAUUCCACAUGUUAACUCGCUGCCGUCUGAACAAUGGAUUACUAGAAGCGAAAUUCGUUAUCUCGUGAGAGCUCUGUGCAAAUGUGCUUUUUUGUAACUUUAGCCAGUGAUGGCACAGCCUAUGUUUAUAAACAAAAGAAAUAAUUAUAAAGAAAGUAUUGUAAUAAUUUUAAUUUAACAUAAAAAAGCUGGUGCAAAACAAACAAAAGAAUAAGUUGAAGCAGAAUAAAAAUAGAAAUAACAAUUAACAAACGAGCUUCUGGGCGCGAACACACUUAAAAAGAGAGUCAUCUAUUUUUCCAUGGUUCAGACAGAAAUGAAGUAAAUUUUUUCUAAAAUGAACAACACAAUCUCACUUUCUGGCGGUCUGACAGCUGCCAUUUGAUUUAUUAUAUAUAUAUAAUUGGCGCUUACGCCAUUUUUGGGUGUUAGGCCGAGCUCCUCCUCCUAUUUGAGACGUGCAUCUUGAUGUUGUUCCACAAAUGGAGGGACCUACAGGGGAGGGACCGAAUCCGAUCGGCAAAUAUUUUCUAUGAGGAGCUUUUUUUCAAAAAUACACUCGGGGUUUUGCCAUUGCCUGCUGGGAGCGAUCGCUAUUAGAAAAAACCUUUUCUUCCUGUUGGUAUUUCUUCCGAAUGGUAGUCACGCACCAACUCAUUCGGCUACGGCAGCCGAUUUAUUCCAGCGCAAAAGCUGAUCCCUUCAAAUUCGCUGAGAGCCGAUUAACGGCUCCAUAUUGGCAAUAUCUUUGCAUUCUGUACAUUAUAUGGUUUUUUUUAAACUGUUGUGCUCGCACCAGGUGAAAGUGUGGCGUUUGUACGAGUAUCCCCUACAAAAAGUGGGAGUGAGCCUUGUUCAGCAAUUUCUUUUUCAAAAUUCAAAAUAGUUGUACAAAACUUUAAUCGUUCUAGCUUUUUAAAUUUAAUAUAUGUACAUACAAUAUUUUAUUAUAUUACAUUAGAUAUAUAAUUUGUGUAUGUGUGUAUGGAUUUGUUUUGCUCUAUUCUCAUAUGAAUAAUGAGCCGAUAUUUUUUUCGCGAAAAGAAAACACCAUUAGUUUGCAUUGUGGAAUUUAAUGUCGCUUUCCUGAAUUAUAAUUAUUCAAUACAUUAGAUAUUAUUUUGUAAUCAUACGAGUGUUUUUUACGGGAAAGUGCGAGGUGCAGGGACUCCUCGUUCAGCGUACCGAGCAUUUGAAAGAAAAAACAGUAGGGGCUUGGUCGCCACAUAACAUUGCCGCCAACAGCAGACGUAAAGUGGUCACCAAAUCAUUUGCAACGAUUGCUCUAUUCUUCGCACUUUUGUUUAAUAUUUGUUUUUGUUAAACCAAAUUCCUUUCUUAUAAUAAGUAUAAUAAGUAAUUUCAUUUUUUAUAACAACUUGAAAAAUGUGUGGUCUAAUCCAUUAUUUUUGUGUAAAAUUUUUGUGCAUAUGGCUUAAAAAUGUUUUAUAGUCGAUGGUAUUUAGCUCCUGGCCAAUGCUACGACUGCUAACAUACCGGCCAACUUCUAUUAUUUCUGUGAUUUUAUCGAUAUUUUCUUUAGCAUCAAAAAUGCCUGAACGAAAUCGACGAAACCAAAAUUGCAUGUAAUUACCUGUUACGGUAUAGGCACCAUAAUCACCAUUCACAGUUUCUUGCAUUUUCGCUUUCAUCAAAGAAAAACUAUAAAAUGUACCAAAUUUCUCUUUAUUGACUUUCAUUGUUAACACCCUGUAAUUCGCAACUGAAUGGAACAAACAAAAAAUAGCCAAGAGAAUUUCUUUAGUGUGAAAUGUCACCUUGACAAUGAGCAUACACUUCAAAUGGUUUGAUCGAUACAUACUUUACGAGAUAUCGAUCAAUACAGCCAUCUACCGAGAAAAUAAAGGAUGUCUUUUUCCCCAAGCUAAUGUAAUAAGUAGAGAAAUUGUAAAACUACCAACACUGCCAAUCUCAUAACCUGAUAAUUAAUUCCCUGCCCUGAAUAUUCUAUAUGUCUAACGUAGUACCUAAACAUAAUUUAAGCCCUAACCUCAUCAUUGUCAUAAUUUAAAAUGCCGGUAGUAGGUUUAGUUCCCAAGAAGACGCCAGUGUUUGUUUUUCAAACUCUUUAGUUGAUUGGUUUUUCCCCACAAAUAACUAAUUUUACAUAGAAAUUUUGAGAAAUAGAAAUACGUAUCUUCCGUUAAUUCCGUGAUACCCGCAUUUUCAGCAUCUAAAACUCCUAGGCUUGGGCCUUCUUGAUCCCGGAAUUCGAAUAUUGUUUAUUUCAAUGCGAAAUCAAUUUCAAGUCUUUCUUUUAGUACUUUUUGCUUUCACUUACAAAAUACAAAUACUGUUUCAUUUAUUUUUUUUCGCGCACUAAAUCCACAUGCAGAUAUAAAAUUUAAAAAUUAUAAAUUCUUACCGACAGUAAAAAUUCCAGUGCUCUGUAGAAUUGUUUUCGUUUUUGUAAUUAAUUAUGUCAUCCAAAUUGCAAUGAACGUUAGAGCUUCCGUAUUUCAGUUAGGAUAACGCGAAUACUAUUUAUGUGCUGAAAAAUGCUCUGCCUCGGGUAUGCUAUUUUUUUUUUUUGCACCUUCCAAAGCAAUAUCAAAUAUCCGCGUAGGUUUCUGCCUUGGAAAGCUUCCAAUAAAAACCAUUUGCCGGUGCAGAACUGAAGGGACAUUCUUAAAGAAAUACCUGUUAAGCAUAGUACAUACAAUUAUUAUUAUUACUUUUAAUUUAUCAUUGUUUAAAUUAUUUGAAUGAAUUUUGAGGACAAAUAUUUGUCGACAAUAUUUACGUCUUAGGUUUUUAAAUCAGAAUUUUAACAAAACGAUGCUCAGCUGAUUUAAUUAUGCGUCUUUAUUAUUGUCUUAUUUACUUAGUUCGGAAAGAUUGCAUGUAAAAUGCACACAUACAUACAUAUGUAUAGGUAUGAAUAUAAGUAGUAUUUAUUCCAUUAUUACUUAAACAUGCCUGGCUUUAUUUUGUGUUUCUUGUUUGAAAGAAUAUGGAAUCUUUUCAUCUACAUAUUUCAUAACUAAGCACUAAAAGGUAAACAUUCAUGGGAAUAAUAUACAUACAUACAUAUGUAAUAUAAUUUAUACAUCCUCAAUCAUAUCAUUUAAGGAGAAAAAGUUACCUUCAAAUAACCUUAUUACCUACAACAUAUACACAGUGCAUGCGCACGCAUGCAAAUACUACAGUUUUACCUAAAUAUAAUCCAUUUGUCAUGUAGUUCUUCCUUAAGGUUUGUCAGAUAUCGAAUUUAUUUAUUCGAAAUUCAUAUACAUACAUACAUACCAACAUACUAUAUUAGUAAGUGUUAUGAACAUAUACAUAUGUAUAUAAUGUAUAUGUAUGCCCAUGCCAACAGCUUGCUUUUGUUUAUAGUUUUUUUUAACAUUUUCAUCUUUACCAAUUUUUGAACCAUUAGGAAUUUAUAUUUUUUUAAUUUAUGUAGCUUAAGUCCUACAAAUUACGCUAAGUAGAUAUGAAAACGUUAUUUGUACUUAUAUGAAUAUAUUUGUGAACUUUGGACAAAACUACUAUUUAACUGUAGCAGGCCACUAGGAUUUUCAUAACGUUUUAUAUACGAGUACAUAUAUAUUCAAGAAUAUAUUAGUUUGGGCGAAAAGAUAUUCAUUAUUUUCUCGGUAGAUGGCUGUAAUGAUUUAUAUCUCGUAGAGUAUCGGUCAAACAAUUUAAAGCUCGUUGUCGAGGAGGACAGUUUUUCUUUGAUGAAGGCGAAAAUGUAAGCCAGUCUGAAAUUGUGAAUGGUGUUUAUGGUGCCGAUACUGUAACAGCUCAUUGCGUGCAAUUUUAAUUUCGUCGAAUCCGUUCAGGUAUUUUUGAUGUUAAAGAAAAUGUGGAUAAUGCCGAAAACGUCAAUAAAAUAACAGAAAUAAUCGAAGUUGGCCGUAGUAGUAUUCGUAGUAGCCGUAUCAUCGCCCAGAAGCUAAAGAUCGACCAUAAAACAGUUUUAAAUCAUUUGCGCAAAAGUUUUACGUUUAAUGGAUUUAUUUUUCCCCAAACUAAUCUAUUCACAUAUGAACAUCCAUUGAUUUCUUGGAAACGUCACUAACCAUUCGAAUGAAAGCUUUCAUUUACUCAGAUGAUGUUUUACUUUUUGAGGUUAUCUUUGUGUUGUUUAAAAGCCAUGAAAUAUCAUAUUUGAGUGCCAUAUUAAAAGCAUUUCUUGCAUCUUUAAUUCAGACAUAUUUUUGAAUAGGCGUGGCGUGUAAUUUUUAAAAUAAUUUUUUUCAUUUAAUUAGUAAUUUAAAAACUUAAUAUAUGAAAUACCGUUGUAAAUACCAGAUGUAAGAUGUUAUAGCAACAUUAGCUGGAGAGGCGUGGCUCCAAACGCGAAAGCCGUCGAGCAAAACUUAGCCGCCCACCUACUUACAUACAACAUUACUACUUUAAAUAAUCCUUCUGAAACCAGCUCUUCAGUGAUUAACAGAUAUAAAAUGAGCAUAAGUUGUUUUGUUCAAAGUCCGCAGAUAUAUAUUUGUCACUACAGCCCAUUUGGACCUAGUUAUUGUAUACUAUAUGCAUUUAGAAUUGUAAUGCGGUACUCGCAAAUGAAAAACAAGUUUUUUUCUUAUUUUUAAAAUAAGUAUUAAAAUCCGUUGAAAGACUUUGUAAUAUAAAGAA